Molecule: messenger RNA, 5103 nt
Organism: Sphaerodactylus townsendi
Lineage: Eukaryota; Metazoa; Chordata; Lepidosauria; Squamata; Sphaerodactylidae
Gene: TRAF3IP2
Product: TRAF3 interacting protein 2
Exons: 10
Coding region: 24-1649 (541 amino acids)
Biological process (GO): positive regulation of canonical NF-kappaB signal transduction; humoral immune response
Source: RefSeq, a predicted model, not a curated record
AACUUCCUAGAUAUUCCUGCUUCAUGGACUUAUACUUCCCAGCAUGCCCUUUUCUACAACUGCGCUUGUCCCACCGUGUCUGGCACCACCUUCUCAGCCAAGUUUGUACAGACUUCCCAGGGUUUCUUCUGAAUACUGAAAUGGCCUCUUUCAUAGGAACGAUGAUAGGUCGAAGCAUACCAGUUGAAGUUGAUGAAGAGGAACUGGAAUCUGCUGGUGAAAACAGAGAGAACUUGGUACCAACAGACUCUUGCACAUCACAAGUAUCUUCUCAUUCAGUGGUUAGGCAGCCACAUUUUUACAGGUUCCAUAACCAUGUAAAUUGUCACAGUGCUGUGCUUGAAGAGUGUGACUACACUCUUCGGAAACAGUGCCAGGAUUCUGGAAGGGGGAUUCCCCCUGACCCAUCCAGUGAAUUGGCAGCCUCAUCAGAAAUUCAUAUGUUAUCUAUGGAUAAAACAAACAAACUGCUAAGGUCUCAACUGUCAUCUGAGUCUUCUGAUACUGGACAUAAUUCUAGCGGUAUGCACAUUUGUCAGAAUUCACUUGGUGAAAGUCAAGAAGGAACAAAACCAAGUCAGACCCAAGAUAAUAGACCACCACUAGAUCUACCAGCAGAAGAUGCAGGAUAUGACUCUCAGCCUCUGGAUGUAAUGGGUAUCAGACAGCUAGAACCUCCAUGGCCUCUUACGUCUGUGUUUAAUCUACAAGACUUUCCAAGGCCACUGAUGUCCAGAGAGUUCCCACAGACUGGCCAUCAGCCAUAUCCCAUGUUCCCACGAGUGCCUCAUCCUAAUGCUUCCCCACAGGCUCAGUGGCAUUCUAGAUGCAUUCCAGAUGACAUAUGCUGCCAGAAUCCAUAUGGACAAACCCCCUACCAACGCUUUGCACAUCAACCUUUACUGCAGCAUCCUAUUCCCGGCCCUUGCACAAGAGGUGUCCAUCCUGCUCAGCAAAUAAUCCCAAAUUACUCGAGCCCUUAUUCACCUGACUGCGAUGGAGAAAGACUUCCCCAGAGAGAAACCUCUUCUCCAGAAGUUUACAGAUUACAAUACGAGUCUGAAAACUGCAGUGAUUUUGUUAUUCCUCCAGACAAUAAUAACUCUCUUGUAGAAAUUUCUUUAGAUGCUAGACCUAGGAAUCAUUUAGCUGGUAAAGUCUUUAUAACUUAUUCUGUGGACACAGCUGCAGACAUCAUGAAAUUUGUGAACUUUUUGUCUGUAAAUGGAUUUCAUACUGCAAUUGAUAUAUUUGAGGACACGGUUCGAGGUAUUGACAUUAUUAAAUGGAUGGAACGAAACCUGAGUGAUAAGACAGUGAUGAUAAUCAUAGCAAUCAGUCCAAAAUACAAACAGGAUGUAGAAGGGGCUGAAUCCCAGCUGGACAAAGAUGAACAUGGCUUACAUACUAAAUAUAUCCACAGGAUGAUGCAGAUUGAGUUUAUACAACAAGGAAGCAUGAAUUUUCGAUUCAUUCCUGUGCUUUUUCCAAAUGCAAAAAAGGAACAUGUACCAACCUGGCUUCAGAACACUCACAUCUACAAGUGGCCCCGAAAUAAAAAGAACAUUCUGCUGCGGUUACUAAGAGAAGAAGAAUAUGUCGCUCCUCCGAUAGGACCUUUGCCUACACUCCAGGUUGUGCCAUUAUGAACGUACAUUAAAGUAUACGUGAAACAAUUAAUGUAUGGCUCUAAUGGCUGGCAGCCAGGAUUUUCCUGGCUUCCCCUUCUGAGUGAUGAAAAGCAUGCGCUCUCCCUUCCCCCGCCCCCGCUAAUAGAAUUGUCCUGGGUAAUGCAAACCCAUGUGUUUUCCCUUAUCCUGAAUGUUUCCUUCUGUGACUGAUCAGGCAUGCUACUUCUUUCUCUAUGUUUAAACAAACUGCAAAUGGAAAGAAUGUCCAGUCAUUCCUCUUGUGUUAUGAGCAACCUGCUUUCCAAGUCUGAGGCAAAACAAGCAAAUACUGUAAAUGAUGUUGCAAUAAGCAAAAAAGUGCACUCUGUUGUUUGCUUUGGCUUCCUUUUGUUGUCAGCCAGAUGUUCUUGCCUUGUUCAAUGAUCUCCACAGUUAUGCUCAUAUAAAGUAUCUGCCUUUCAUGUUGGCUGCCAUCUUUAUCACUGUUGAGAAAUACAUGACUGUUUAACAGUUCAUUGUAGAUAAACUGAACUCCAAAGUUAAUGUUUAGUUAUGCACAUUUAGAUGCUUUCUCAUACUUGAAAUAGGCUUCUUUACUGCUGCUAUAUGAAAGCAUAGCCUAGUCAUUUAAUACAGAAUUUGGACUGCACUGGCAUACGAGUGUUCUAGCUGGGUACCUUGACACUUUAUCUAUCUUAGGAUGGCACUGCAAGUAUAACUGAUGGGGACUGCUGCCCAAAACGAUACCCCCAUACCAAGCUUCCCCAUGUACUAGCUGAGCCAGGGCUCACAACCACUGUGAUGUGACUGUAGCAUAUGAAAAGGAGCCAUGGCUCUAAUGGCAGAACAUAUAGUUGUGUGCAAAAACUUCCAGGACCUUCGACUUCACACGGAGAAGCAGGUGGCAUCUUACAGAAAAGUUAUGUGUAUCCUGUUAAUCCCUAAGAUUACUAUAAAGAUGUACCUUUGCUUAUAACUGUCAGCUUCCCACUUUGUAGGCUCUUUCUUUUUUAGACGAAGUCUGGCAUCCUUUAAAUAAGAAAGCUAAGACUUGUUACUGUACAGACGGCAAGAUAAAUAAUGAAGGUUUGUGCAAAGAGCAGCUUAAUUGAAAAGGCCCAUUGUUCAAGGUCUAGCCUGCCUUAUCUCUGGUGAGCAGAGCUGUGAGAAUCAGGAAUGUUAAUAAGAGGACUAUUACUAAUCAAAGAAAGUUCAAAGGGAGAGACAGUUUGUAGCUAUGCAACAUACAAAUAAGACAGGCUGUUGAACAGGAAAGAUAAUUACUAUAAUUUAUCACAUAUCCACAUUAAUGCAGCUUGGGUGACUACCUGGUUUUAAAAGAAACAAAGCUAUAUAUCCUUGUACAACAAUUUUGCCAUGGCAACCGACAGCAACUAACCACUCUCAGUUCUCUAUCUUUGGGGUGAUGGAACAGGUUUGUUUUAACAAUUGACAGUAAAUAUUAAUGUACUCAAAUCCUGUGGGAUUACUGAAGAAGUAAUAUUCAUAUAGCCUUCUUUCUCAUCAGGCACUAUCUAUUUAUUUAUUCCAGUACUGUUCUUUGUAGUAAGCAGUAGGCUGCCUUGGGCUCUAUUGUUCUGAUAUUAUUAAGAGGUCCAAGUCAUAGCAGAAGGAGGCUUUUGCCUCAGGUAGCUACAAAUGGUACUGCUGUCUAUUUUGCAUGCUUAUGGGUGUUACAUCUAGGUGGGAGGGGCCGCUGGGAAUUUCUUUCCUUUAUUAUUAAACUACACACUGGUUCUGCAUCAAGUAGUUGCAACCAAAACCAGAAACUGUCCACAUCUGUUACUGUUAAAAGGUUCCCUUGAACUGAACAGAAAAAAAAGCAAAGUCAAAUACUGUCCCUGUGCUAUGCAAGCCUUUUUAUUCAUUUUUACUUGCUUUCUAGAAUUGCAUAGGUUAUGAACUACACUGUAGCCACAUCUGUUUUUUAAGGUAUUCAAACUUAAGUAGAUGGAUCUCAGAAGGCUUACAAUUCAAUAUUAAACUUAAAGAUUUCUUGAUUGAUCGGUAAUUAUAACAUCUUUUAGAAUUUAAUUUAGUCUCUAUAAAAAGUGCUACUGGAUUCCUUUGUAAGGCUGACCUACCUUGUAAAUAGGGGAGAAAAGUACCAGGGUAAGUUUGUGGAGGAGUUGGCUAUUCACUGAAUUGCUUACCACCUGGCAGGGCUCGUCAGUCAAUUUGUUCCAUUAACUAGCAGGAGUUAAUACUCCUAAAAUUUUCCUAAUUUUCCUAAAAUAACAGUUGAUUAAGAUAAGAUCCAAUUCAUAAAACAGUUAAAAACAGUACUAUUCUCGACAGCUAUAAAGCUAUACAACUAAAACAACCAAUUUUAAAAAUUAAUCAAUUAAAAUGAGAGCCAAUUAAAAUAAAACCCAGUUAAAUACAAAGCUCAAUUAAGAUGAGAUUAGCUCAGCGAUUGCCAGAUAAGAUAUGGAGUAUAACUAUGCGAUUAAGAACAGUCAAUUAAGAGAAAAGUCUUAAUGAGCCUAAAUGCCAGGAAUGAAACUAUAAUCCUCUUUUUAAGGUAAUAUUUGUACAGUCACAAAGCAAUGAUAUAGCUAAGAUUAUCAGCAGACAAAAAAGCUCCCGCUGUUAAGCAAGAAAGGUCACUUUCACUGAUGCAUAACAAAAUUGUCUUUCAACCAGGUGAGGAACCUGGUCUGUUAUUGCUACUACUGUAAUUGUUACUGUGAUAAUUGGCAUUUGAACCAGAUGUUUUGCAUUGUGCUAUGAUUUGCAGCUGAGUUUUACCCUUACAUUACAAGUGUCUAGCACAGCUGCACCCAGGCCCUUCCCAUCAUUCAACUUUCUCUAUCCCAGAGAGAAUAGAUCAUCUGGUCUGAGACUCCAUAAUAAUCAUAAUCUUUGCUAUGCAUUUUUGGGUAUUUUUCUUAGUCUAUUCUAACUUAUAUGCAUGAUGACAAUAUAGCCUGAGAGAAACUUUAUGAACACCAAAUUAGAUAUCAACAAUAGCUUAUUAAAGUGGACACAGAUUUGAGAAGGAACUCGCCUUAUAUUAAACUGUAAUUACAGCUGAAAUGGUUAUGAUCGACCUCCAUAUUCUUAGCUGGACAUUCAUACUUCCCCUUCUCAUUUUUGUGCAAAAAUUAUGAUUCUAGAACACAACUUUGUUGUAGAUCAGUCAAAAGUACCAACUUCUCCUUAGCCUCUGCUUACCCCAUCCCCCACAGGGGAACUCUUAAUUUGGAACCUGUCCAGGGGAACUCUUAAUUUGUUCCUUGUGUGACGAUUUUAAUCCUUUGUCAGAUGAGCCACCUUAAGUAAACUGUAGCCUACACAAUUGCCUUCAGAGGCACAAUCACAAUAUCUCCAUGGCACUGCUUGCCAGCAAAUGUUGCUUGUAUUCAAAAUCAGAUUCAGCUCCUUCCAUUUUUAUAUUACUGUAAUGUUUCUAAUUUUUGUUACUCGGAUAAAACAUUUUCUUUGGUGA